Messenger RNA from Parastagonospora nodorum SN15, 663 nucleotides. RefSeq lists its product as hypothetical. The coding region runs from base 1 to 663 and encodes 220 amino acids. NCBI's taxonomy places the organism in Eukaryota, Fungi, Ascomycota, Dothideomycetes, Pleosporales, Phaeosphaeriaceae. The transcript has a single exon. The record is from RefSeq and is a predicted model, not a curated record.
AUGAAGGAAAUAUUGCCACGAGAGCUCAGAGACAUGAUCUGGUCGUUCUGUUGGGCUGAGAGUCUCAACAAAUAUGAGGCCUGCGAUAAUGAGCGUCCCUGGAGAGCCCAUAGCGUGCAUGAGGAUACCGUCACCGGUGUGGAGUACGAAGAGUCCGAGUAUGAUAUUGAACCACACAGGCGCGCACAAGCUCUAGGGCAAUAUCCGAUCGGACACCUCGCAGACACGGAAUACAUGAGCCCAAAUUCAGCUCGCGAAUCUGCAGAGAUGUUUUACAGGAUGGCACCCGCCUUUAUUGAAACGCUCGAUCAACGCGCCCUACAGAAUUACUUCUGCAACGACAUCUUUGGCCUGGGCCUGGAACCUCGAAACUACGUCACCUCGGUUGUCUUCUUCCUCCACCAUUGCGAGUUCCGUGAAGAUAUCGAUUGGGGACGGCCCGGCCGAUGUCUCAGCUUCCUCAGGCUGCACAAAGAAAGCAAGCAUACCAUAUUUGGAUGCAGACGAGACAGAUUACCUGGUGUCGUCUUCCACACCUCUGGCAAUGCCACUACAGUUCAGAAGCUUCUUGAUAAGGCUAUCCAACUGUUUCACCAGCUCAACGAUAUCCGUGCAACAAUCACUAUUAAAUCGGAUUUGCACCGGACCAAGGACUUUCCGUGA